GUGGUUGUGGUGCUCCUACAAGGUUACGCUUUGCUGAGCUAAAUGAGGAGCAUAAAAAUGAGAUUGAUUUUUCUGUUGGGAAGACUGUGCAAUACACUUGCCGCCCUGGAUACGCUAAACACCCAGAAAUGUCACCUACUAUUACAUGCCUUGAGAGCGGAGUGUGGUCAGAAGCACUAGAGUUCUGUAUCCCUUGUGAGCCGCCUCCGGACAUUCCCAAUGGGAAGCACACGGGCAGGCUGCUGGAUGAAUUCCACUUCGGCACAUCUGUAACAUACACCUGCAACCCCGGGUACCCGCUCCGCGGAGAGCCCUCCAUCUACUGCACCACCGAGGAUGGGAAAAACGGCGUCUGGAGCGGGCCACCCCCGCAGUGCGGAGAGGCAAGAUGUCCUGUCCCACAGGUCAAGAAUGGGAGAAUAGUGUCUCCUAGGACUGCCUACACACACAAGGAUACCAUUGCCUUUGAGUGUGAGCCAGGCUAUGUUCUACACGGCCAGAGUGUGGUACAGUGCCAACUAAAUAACACCUGGGAGCCACCCGUGCCAGUGUGCGAGCAGGCUGGCUGCAAUGCACCUACCAGACUGGCGUUUGCUGAGCUGAAGGAGCCGUACAGCAACCAGACCAUCUUUCCCGUGGGGAGGAAGGUGGAAUACGUGUGCUGGCCUGGGUACACCUGGCACCCGGGCAUGCCGCCGGCCAUCACAUGCCUCAGGAAUCGGACAUGGUCUCCAGCGCAGGAGUUCUGUAAAAGGAAACAAUGUGCUAACCCAGGGGAUCCGGAGAAUGGCAGAGCUGUUGUCCUGACGGACCUCCUCUUCGGGUCCAAAGUGAAUUACACUUGUAACGAGGGGUACAAGCUGGUUGGAGGCUCUCAGAGAACAUGCGAGGUCUCUGGCACACAUGUCUCGUGGAGUGGAGAUGCUCCUGUCUGCCAGCGUAUCACCUGCGAUCCGCCUCCGGACAUCCCCCACGGGAGACACAGCGGGCACUUGACGGGCACCUUCUCCUACGCGGACGUGGUCAUCUACACCUGCGACUCCGGCCACCCGCUGGCUGGAGAGCCCUCCAUCUUCUGCACCACGGUGGACGGGGAGCACGGCGUGUGGAGCGGGCCACCGCCGCGGUGCGGAGAGGUGAAGUGUCCUCCCCCUCCAGGCAUCGCCAACGGGAAUCACAGCGGCCAGUCCUUGGACACCCACCUUCCAGGCUCGGCUGUGCAGUACACCUGCAGGGAUGGCUACUCCCUCAUCGGGAACGCCUCCAUCAGCUGUACCGCCAAGGGGACAUGGAGCCGGCCCCGGCCCCGCUGUGAAGCAACCGGCUGCAAAAGACCAGAGAUCGCAAACGGAAGAACGACUGGGCUGGAGACCAUGUACAGACUCGCAGACAUCAUUGUCUUCGAAUGCGAUUUUGGUUACGCCUUGAAGGGCUCUCAAGAGUCUCAGUGCCAGUUUGGGGGCACAUGGGACCCUCCUGUGCCCGUCUGUGAAAAGAUGCUACAGUGUCCUUCCCCUCCAAAUAUCAAAAAUGGACAGCACGAGAGCAAGGAUGUGAAAGUGUUCAUCCCUGGAACAUCAGUGAAGUACUACUGUGACCCGGGGUAUGUCCUCACUGGGAAAACAACAGUUUUUUGUUUGAAAUCCGGAACCUGGAGCAUCCCUUACCCCCGGUGUGAAGUGCUGCCUUGUCCUCCACCUCCCAUCAUCGCCCACGCCACGCACAGCGCAGAGCUCGGGGCAAACUUCACCAGCGGCAUGUCCGUGAGCUACAGCUGCCAGCCUGGCUUCUCCCUCCUCGGAGACCCCUCUGUCUUGUGCACGGCCUCGGGGAACUGGAGCCUCCCGUACCCACGCUGCGCAGCUGGCUGUGGGACACCAACAACGUUAUUUUUUGCUGAGCUAAACAAGGAGUAUAAAAAUCAGACUGAGUUUUCUGUUGGGAAGACCGUGAAGUACACUUGUCGGCCUGGAUACAUAAAACAUCCACAGAUAUCACCGACUAUCACAUGUCUUGAAAAUCAAACAUGGUCUGAAGCCCAGGAGUUUUGCAAACGUAUCACCUGCGACCCGCCUCCGGACAUCCCCCACGGGAGACACAGCGGGCACUUGACGGGCACCUUCUCCUACGCGGACGUGGUCAUCUACACCUGCGACUCCGGCCACCCGCUGGCUGGAGAGCCCUCCCUCCUCUGCACCACCGAUCUCCCCCUGCGACUCCGGCCACCCGCUGUGCUGCAAUGUCCUUCACCUCCAAAUAUUGACAAAGGAAAGCACAACAGCCAGGACUUGGAAGUUUUCACUACUGGGAUGGUCGUAAAUUACAGCUGUGACCCUGGCUACAGCCUCCUGGGAGAGGCAUCAAUUUACUGCACUGACUCUGGAAACUGGAGCCUCCCUCUUCCUCAGUGUGCAGGGAAGCAAUGUAAAUACCCAGAAACACCAAAGAACGGCAGAGUUGUUGUUCUGACAGAUCUCCUUUUUGGGUCAACCGUGAGCUACACAUGUGAAGAAGGAUUACUCUGCAAACUUCAGUUUCAGUCUGCCUUCUCAGAUGGCCACCCAGCAGGAGCUGGGAGUGCAAGCAAGCACGUGCUGCAAGGAGGCUCCAGCGGCACCGACUGGUUGGAGUAUCUCAUAGGCGAUGUGAGACUUUUGGACCAGAUGUCGCAUGGAGUGGUGUUCUUCCCAUUUGUCAGAGUAAUAGUGAAGUGUCUGCCUCCUCCAAGCAUUACUAAUGGGGAACACAGCAGUCAUUUCUCAGACACUUUUGAUGUAGGAGCACUUGUGCACUACCGCUGCAAACAUGGCUUCUCCCUCAUUGGUAAUAAGUCCGUUCGUUGUACAACAUACGGAGUCUGGAGCCACCCCCUUCCUCGGUGUGAAGUUGGCUGUGUGAGCCCAGGAGUUGGGAAUGGAAAAGCAAUCAGAUUGGAGUCCCUCUAUAGGCCUGGAGACAUCAUUACCAUUGAAUGCAACACUGCUAAUGUCCCCAAAGACCUCCACAAGUCCCAGUGCAGGCUAGGGGGCACAUGGGAUCCUCCACUCCCUGUCUGUGAUUUAGUGCUGCACUGUUCCAAGCCUGCAGAUAUUGCCCAUGGGUCUUUCAGUGGCCCGGCAAAAGCAUUUUUCACUCCUGGAACAUCUGUAAGAUACACCUGUGAGCCCGGCUUCUCUCUCAUUGGGACAGCAUCCAUUUAUUGCACAGAGUCUGGAGGCUGGAGCCAUCCUUCUCCAGUCUGUCAAGCUGUGAAGUGUCUCCAUCCUCCAAACAUCACCAACGGGAAGCUCAAAGGCAACAUCUCUGACACUUUUUCCUAUGGAGCAUCUGUAUCCUACAGCUGUAAUCCUGGUUAUUCACUCGUUGGGAAUGCUUUCAUCAACUGCACGGUGUCAGGAACCUGGAGCCAGCCGCCUCCUCAGUGCAAAGAGAUCAGAUGUGUAUUCCCCGAAGUUCAAGGUGUUAAGAAAGCCAUAAAAGGAAAUACUUAUCGCUCUGGGACUAACAUCACUCUUGAAUGUGAUGAUGGUUACACGUUGGAAGGCAUCAGUCAGAUUCAGUGCCAAGAGGACUUCAGCUGGGACCCUCCUGUACCAGCCUGUAAACUAACGUCACGCAAGUCUGGUUCAGUAGGCCUAGGAGUUGCAGCUGCAGGAGUCCUGCUUCUCCUGGGGGCAGGCAUUGUCUGGAAAAUUAUUUCUAAGCAGAAGGAAGGCUAUUAUCACACAUAUGAAAACUACAAUUGCCAAACCCCUCUGAACCAAAUAACUGAACAGAAAUGUUCAUGUCUUCCAUAG
Messenger RNA from Pygoscelis adeliae (Adelie penguin), 3797 nucleotides. Its product is annotated as complement receptor type 1-like. Gene Ontology annotation, biological process: negative regulation of complement activation, classical pathway. Lineage: Eukaryota; Metazoa; Chordata; Aves; Sphenisciformes; Spheniscidae. The record is from RefSeq and is a predicted model, not a curated record.